GCAAGGCAGAGAACUCUAGUUAACCACGUGCACAUGCAUCGUAGACGUAGUUUGGCGUUUUACUUGGUGAAAUACAAAUCAGCGUGAAGAAAAGAAAACAGAAAAAAAAAGAAAAUACUACAUAAAGAUUGGAUUGAAUCACAUUUUGAUUCUUUAGUAAAUAUUAUUAAUUAACAUUAAGAAAAUUACAUAAAAUUAUUAUUCAGUGUGGGUAUUACUUUCAAUCAGAAAAAUGACAAAACGAAAACUGUCGGAGUUUAACAAAGGAGAAACGGAACACUUUGAUUCUAGUGCAGAAGAGAAGGAAAAGCCAAGAAGAAAACAUAAAGUAACAGAAACAACCAAAUUGCAGACAGUUGAGACUGACGGAAACACUAGUACAAAAACAUUGUCUUGUGAUAUCAAUGAUAGUACAUUAGAUCAGUCAAUAAAGAAAUCCAAAAAGAAGAAGCACAGAGAUACCCAAGCUGCUGAGGAAAGUACAUGUACUACAAAAGAAAAUAAGACUGAAAAAGCUUCAAGUCAAAAUAUUGACGAUAGUUCAGAACCUACUGUGAAAAAUCAUAAAAAGAAGAAGCACAAAGACAGCAAAGCUGUUAGUGAAAAUGCCACAGAAGAAAAUAACACCGAAAGAGAGUCAAACAAUACUGGUAAUGUUACCGGUGUGUCAGAACUGUCUCUUGAAAAACACAAAAAGAAAAAACACAAAGGCAGCAAAUCUUUUGAUGAUGAUACCACAGAAGAAAAUACCACUGCAAAAGAGUUCAGCUACACGAAAAAACCCCACAGGGAUAUCAACGCUGUUGAAGAAAACAAUGAAAAAGAGUUAAAUAACAACAAUUCUAAUAUAGCUGAACUGUCGGACAGAAAACACAAAAAGAGGAAACAAAAACAUAACACAGCUGUUGAAGAAAGUGCAAUUGUGGAAAAGAAAAUUAAAAAAGAUUUAUGCAAUACUAAUGAUGGUCAGGUGGAACUUUCAGAAAAAACUACAAAGACGAAACAUAAGAGUAUGAUGGAGGAGGAAACCACAACUACAGAAAAGAAGGUCAAAUUCACUGCAGAAUAUUUUGGGGAGAAGCCUGCAAAGGCGAAGAAGAAGAAGAAAAAUAAAGUAACAGAAAAGAAAACGGAGAAGACAGAGGCAGAAGGGCCGAGUAAGAAGGAUGCCGCUCUCGAAUACCUCAAACUGUGGAACACCGACCGACAGAAGUGGAAGUUCCAGAAAAUCCGUCAAGUCUGGCUGCUUCAACACAUGUACCAAGUGAACGAGGUCCCUGACGAUUCCUUUGCUAUCUUGCUGUCAUACUUGGAUGGACUGAAAGGAAAAGCAAGGGAGACAACUAUUGCAGAUGCGGAAAAAUCUUUGCAAUCAUUAGAAGAUGAAGAUGAUAGUUCACCAGAUAUCAAAGAUCCUUUGAAGUACGACAGAGCAAGGCAGCUUCUACAAUCUUUGUCCUGACAACUUGUAAAUGCAAGAUAAAAUUUAUUAAAAUACAAUUUGUCAUUUGUUCUUUUACUGACAAUGCAUGUUUGAGAUGUGCUGGAUUAGUUACAGGCAGUGAAAUGUGGAUGGAUGAGAGCAACAUUGGGUGUGAAAUAAAAAUAUAAUUUAACAUAAUUUCAUUUUGAUCCCAUUACCUCAUGGAACUUUAAAAUUAUUAUUACAAACGGGGGGGGGGGGGGGGGGGG
Gigantopelta aegis is the source of this 1692-nucleotide messenger RNA. Its product is annotated as L-threonine dehydratase catabolic TdcB-like. Bases 233 to 1462 code for a protein of 409 amino acids. The record is from RefSeq and is a predicted model, not a curated record. The transcript is spliced from 4 exons. Gene Ontology annotation, molecular function: L-serine ammonia-lyase activity; threonine deaminase activity. Lineage: Eukaryota; Metazoa; Mollusca; Gastropoda; Neomphalida; Peltospiridae. Gene Ontology annotation, biological process: L-threonine catabolic process; L-serine catabolic process.